Molecule: messenger RNA, 1587 nt
Organism: Naumovozyma castellii
Lineage: Eukaryota; Fungi; Ascomycota; Saccharomycetes; Saccharomycetales; Saccharomycetaceae
Gene: BUD9
Product: Bud9p
Exons: 1
Coding region: 1-1587 (528 amino acids)
Source: RefSeq, a predicted model, not a curated record
AUGUCACAACCGCCAAUGCCAAAAAGUCCCAAUGGGUCAUCAUCUAAAAACUCCAAAAUGGGUUCCUCAUCAGGACUCGCUAAAAGACCUUCAUUCAACAAGACUGAUUCCUUAUUCAUAGAAGGGUCUCCACCAUCAAAUCUAGAAUCCUCACAAUCUACUCAUUCACCAGCUAGUAAUAAUACAAGAAAUUCACAUUCACCGUAUAACAUAUACAUUGACGACUCCAGAUUUUCCAAUAGAUCAAUUUCUGUAAACGAUUUGAACAGUAUUAUAGAUAGUCUAAGUGAGGAUACGGACACUGAUUCAUCGUUAUCAUCAGAUGAUCACAGCAAACUUUUAAAAACAGCAAAAAAUGACAAUUUUAUCAACUCUCACUCAUCUAGAACAUCCAUAAUACGACAUAGUUCACCUCCUGUGAUGGAAAAAAUGUUCAGUGCUGAACCCUUUGCCCCAAAUUUAAGAGGGAAAUCUAGUAUUGGAACGAUAUCCACAUCAAUGUUAUUAAAUACUAAUGAAUCUGACCCGAUUAGUGGGGGUAGCAAGAACCUAUCCACUUCAUCACCACUACCAUGUGAAGAAAAUGCAUCAACUGAUAAAAAGGAAAUACAUGAACCUGAUUCCGCUGAUUUACCGAUACCAGCUUCACAAUCGUCAUCUUUUCAACAAUAUGACGAUACUAUUGAACCCGCCAUCGAAGAAGCUGUAAAACUAUUGAAAAGAGAAGCAAGUCAAAAACGGAAGAAUGUGAAUUAUAUCACACCAAAGACAACCAACACGCAUUCAUCGUCCACAUCUACGUCAACAACAGCAUCGUUCAUACCGCAGAAUUAUAAGAUUCCUCAAAAGGCGUUACAUUCUUCUUCACACCAAUCUUCGAAAAGGCCACCAAGUUCAUCUUUGUUAUCAAAUAGAAUUGUCCCAUCUCCGAAAGCUGACAAAAGACAUUCAAAUGUACCUCUAUCCCAUGUACAUAUCAUUGAUAAUUCCUCACCUUCGACCAUUCAGACAACUUCUACAGUUGUGAAUCCAGAAGGGAGAGUAAGUUCAAAUUCACUUCCAAACCCAAUAAUACCUAAUGAUACCAAUAAUACUAAUAAAACUCCAGCAAAGAAAAUAAGUUCUGCACAGUUAGAAUUGGCAAUAGAAACUAUAAACCAAUAUAGAGCUGGAAAGGGAAUAGAUUUAGAAAAACAACAAAACGGAGCGUAUUACCGCGAUGAGGAUAUGCCUCAAUCACCAAUUCAACACAUAGAUACAGAAUCAAUCCACUCAUUUGAUUCACAAAAUGGUGGAUUUUGGUCCAUAUUUAGUCUCACUAGAAUCAUUUCCAUUGUAAUUAUUUGCCUCUUGAUCCCUCCUUUUUUCUUUAUGAUUGCGUUGGGUGAAAAGGGUGGGGUCUCUAAUUACCGAAUAAUGAGAAUGAUAAUGAACACUGAACAUCGAUUAGGGUUGUACAAAGGGUUCAUUUGGGAUGUAGACGUUAAUUGGUUCAGAAUGCUCUGUCUUUUAGUGGGGACUGUUGAAAUUCUAUGUAUCUUUGCAGGAAUUGCCGUUGGGUUUGGUGUUGGAUUAACCAGGGAAUGA